Messenger RNA from Aspergillus heteromorphus CBS 117.55, 639 nucleotides. RefSeq lists its product as uncharacterized. The coding region runs from base 133 to 477 and encodes 114 amino acids. The transcript has a single exon. The record is from RefSeq and is a predicted model, not a curated record. Lineage: Eukaryota; Fungi; Ascomycota; Eurotiomycetes; Eurotiales; Aspergillaceae.
GAAGAGGGACUGGUCCGCACUUUUUACAUGGGGGAGCUUGACAGACCGGGGGCCUGCAAGCUGCGAAGAGAAGGAGAGACGAGAGUACUAAAGAGGGGAUGCGAAUGAGGGUAGGGGAGGAGGAGGUGGGCGAUGGAGGAUGGAGAUAGACAGACGGACAGACGGACAGACACACCCGAUGGAUCGCGAGCGGCGGCUGGCACCGCGCGCCGGCCAAUUGGAGGGCGAGGCGGUGGGGCCGAUCCGGGGAGAUUAGUUGUUCCGGAGAGCUGCUGGGGAUCCUCAGGCACGAGGCCCGCCAGGCACCGAGGCAUCCAGGCAUCCAGGCAUCCAGGCCAGCAGGUGUCCAGGUGUCCAGGUAUCCAGACGUCCAGUCAACCGGCCUGGAAAAUGCGGGGAAGAUGCAGCGCAGUCAAAAUGGGGCAUUCCCUUUGGUUUUCUGGCUCUCUGCUUGUCCCUCCUCUUCCCCGGCUCUAAACAUCAGUCGGCACUCAUGAAUAUAUACCCCACAGCAACUCCUGGGAGACAUCAGAUGCUGCAGACAACCCGGUCAUGACCCGCCAGGCGAUCAGGCAAUCAGGAAAUGGAGGAGACGACUGGCAGGCAGCGUGAAUCGGCAUUCACUGGCCAGACGCGGUG